GUAACGUAUCUCAGCAGUAAGGCUGGUUGCGAUUCGCGACAAAGUCCCGAAUGCAACUUCCAUGGAGUAGAGUGGUUGUGACUCGUCCAGUCGUCAUGACACUUACUGGUAAAGUUUCCCUCCCACGGUUGUCUUUAACUUGACAACGCCUUGCGACGUCAGCUGCACCGAAACUUGAAGGACUCACCUGGCUGGCUGGGAGAGGACGAGUGGUGCAAGAAGAGAGAGCAACUUUCCCACCAGCCGUAAGGUCUAACAAUGUGAACUAACGACCUCUUGUUUUUGAGGAAUUGUUGCCUUUUUGGACCGCAACUGGGACGUUUACUGCCCCGUGGACAGCGCAGUUUCAUUUUUAAAAGUUAAUCUUAAGGCACUUCCGGGUGGCGACUACAGUCAGGCUUACAAUAAUAACUCCCAUUUGGUACUGGGAGCUGAAAGCAAACCAGCAUGGAAAGCAUUCAGCUUCAAGACAUCAGGACGAAUGGGAAUAAUGGAGCAACAUAUCUCCCUAAUGAACAGGUGGCAGCUGCUAAUGGAGACAGCAUCCCUGAUCCUAAAUCUCUCCCAACAGAGAGAGAAGGGCUGCUUUAUGUACAGAGUACUGGUUGUAAUGGGGAGACUGUGCCCUCUGGCCAUGCAGCAGAAGCUCGGAUAAAUCUGGAAAAUAUAUACAAUCCACAAGAGAAUAGCGCCUUGUGCAGGAUACGGCGAGAGCUGAAUGAGGAACUCUGCCCGAGAUUCAGACUAUGGAUGGCCCUCAUCUUCAUCUUUGUCAUCAUCGGUGCUGUGAUUGGAAUUACACUGGCCGUGUGCAGCUUGAUCCACGAGGACAAGGAUGACAACUUUGACCGAUCGUUGUUUAAAGUUCCUCGGUAUUUUAAUGGGAGUUUCCAACUUCCCAAUCUUCAAUCAAAUGUCUCAACAGAGGAACUUCUCACGCUCUUCUCCAAUGAAAGCCAAGCACUCACUGACCUUCAAGGAAAGCUGGCUGACCUCUACACAUCCUCCCCUGCUCUGGGACGAUACUUUUCCAAAGCUGAGAUAUAUCCUUUCAGGAACGGAUCAAGCAUUGCUGACUUCCAGCUGACAUUUCUCAUGCCUACAGAGAAGCAGGAUCAGCUGAGAAACUUGGUUCUGAGCAGGGAGAUGGUGUAUAACGUGUUAAGACAGUUUCUAUACGACCAGGAGUCAGAUGAGUCUGAGGCAAUGUACAUUGAUCCAGCUUCCCUGAAGAUGUUUUUAGGACACUAGUAACAACAGACUGGAAAACUGCUGUAUCUUGCUUUUUUUUGUCAUAUACAUAAGAAACUCUGUGAACACUAAACCUCUUACAGUAAGGUGGUUGCUUGUAGCAUAUGAUCGGUCAGGCUUGUGUGUGAUUCUCCCACGAGUCUGGAGAAAUGUUGCAUAUCAUGCAUUUUUACCACAGGAAACUACAUGGCCACAGUCACGCAAACCCAUUAUGGCUUUACGUCAGAUGGAUGAUCCCAUUGUGUCUACACUUUAAUAGGCUUUUAAGACUUAAUUCUUAAUUCAAAUCAAUCAACAGUAUGUGGCCUCUAAAGUAAAUUGACAUCUAAUGUCAACUGAGUGGAUUAACCCACAUUAGAUUCGCAACAAAAUCAGGGUCUUGCACUCAGAAAUGCAAUUUUACGUUAAUUUUUUAUUGUGCAUUACUGUGCCUUGUUUAACUGCACGUUUAAUUGUAAGUGUAUUGGUAUUAAUGUCAGUGCUGUAAUUAUUUAUAUUCAUUUCCUGACUAUCAAUGUGAUUUCUUGUAUGACCAUUUGUACAAAUCCUGUGGCUGAAUAACUGUUUUUUUUUUACAAGUGUUUAUAUUUGCAUGCAUUUGUGUCAUUGUAUUACCUUCCAUGACCAGAGAGGAUUUGCAAACCAAAACUGUGGACGGCUCUUAACAUUUGCCUAGAGAGCAACAAACACUGGAGGUGAAUAAGCUUUAAGGAACUGUACAGGCAAAUAAGCCUGCUGAUGCGACCAUUUUGAAAGUGACAGCUGUACUUGCUCAUAUAUAUUCCAUACACAAAUAAUUAUUUAUAUGCUGUAUUUUUAAUGUUCUUUGUGGUUGAACAGUAGAGGGAGUGCAAGUCAAACAUGCAAGUCAAUAUUUUUUUCACUCUGGCUUUCUCUGUUUCUGUUUGGAGAAAAUGAUAUGCUAUUUUCCACUUGAGUUGUUUUAGCAGCAGGUUGUUGCGUUUAACUGCACCGCUGGCGCAUCACAUGCUAAUCAAGCAGAACUGUGUCAGUGUGUGAGACCGCAGUCUGUUACCUGGCAGUGAUCAUGUCAACACGUCUGUCUUCUAAUGAGAUUACACCUGUGAUUAAUGUUUGUGCCAAAUUAUCUGGUCACAAACAGUCAUUCUUCACAUCCACCAGAUGGUAAUUAAUUAGUUCUCCCUUCAUCUGUUUGCUCGGUACAAGACUUCAUGAAAAGAGCUGAAGCUUGAGCCAACCAUGACAGUAAUUGCCAUGUAGGGUUUUUUUCACUUCAUUUUGUGGGAAGAACUCGUCUGAUUUAAAUUGGUGGUAAUGGUUUGAUUUUUUAAAAAUCAUGUAAGACAAAAUGAUCAAGGCCUCAAAUAAAGAAUAUUUUUACAGAUAGUCGCAGCUGAAACUGUGUAGUUAUUGUAAAGAUCACGUGUCAGAGUUAUUACACUCAUUCAGUUACAGUAUAACUUCAUAGUCAGCUCUGUCUUUUUACAAUGGACGUAAUCAAAAUUCCAGAGGGACAAAAAGUACUA
This is a messenger RNA of Centropristis striata (black sea bass), 2759 nucleotides long. Its product is annotated as TPA-induced transmembrane protein. The record is from RefSeq and is a predicted model, not a curated record. The transcript has 7 exons. NCBI's taxonomy places the organism in Eukaryota, Metazoa, Chordata, Actinopteri, Perciformes, Serranidae. The coding region runs from base 448 to 1251 and encodes 267 amino acids.